Molecule: messenger RNA, 5205 nt
Organism: Ylistrum balloti
Lineage: Eukaryota; Metazoa; Mollusca; Bivalvia; Pectinida; Pectinidae
Exons: 18
Coding region: 1-5205 (1734 amino acids)
Biological process (GO): G protein-coupled receptor signaling pathway
Cellular component (GO): membrane
Molecular function (GO): G protein-coupled receptor activity; protein binding
Source: RefSeq, a predicted model, not a curated record
AUGCCUAAUGCUUCGAAUAACAACGACGCCGAAACGUCUUUAUCUACAACAACAGAUAUUGUCAAUAACAGAUUGCCAACUCGGCCAGACGACAUUGGCAAGUCGCUGACAAACCCAAAAAUCACCGUCAAAGACAUGUCGAUUAUUACCGAUCAAAAUCUAGUUACUUCGCCAGAGGAUUGCGAUAAUAUUGUGACGAUAAAUCAAGGAUUACUUGACCGCACAUCAACAAUUUCAACAUCGGAAGGUGUAGACAGUGUAACAACAACAAACGUGGAGAAUAUUGAUUUCACAACUAAUUCAGACGGUGUUGAUGAUAAAUUUACAACUGGCUCAGAAGGUAUUGAUAAUGAAGUGACAACUAACUCAGACGGUGUUGAUGAUAAAUUUACAACUGGCUCAGAAGGUAUUGAUAAUGAAGUGACAACUAACACAGACGUUGAUGAUAAAUUUACAACUGGCUCAGAAGGUAUUGAUAAUGAAGUGACCACUAACUCAGACGGUAUUGAUGAUAAAUUUACAACUGGCUCAGAAGGUAUUGAUAAUGAAGUGACAACUAACUCAGACGGUAUUGAUGAUAAAUUUACAACUGGCUCAGAAGGUAUUGAUAAUGAAGUGACAACUAACUCAGACGGUGUUGAUGAUAAAUUUACAACUGGCUCAGACGGUAUUGAUAAUGAAGUGGCAACUAACACAGACGUUGAUGAUAAAUUUACAACUGGCUCAGAAGGUAUUGAUGAUGAAGUGACAACUAACUCAGACGGUAUUGAUGAUAAAUUUACAACUGGCUCAGGAGCUAUUGGUAAUGAAGAGACAACUAACGCAGACGAUAUCGAUAAUAUACUGAAAACUAACACAGAAAGUAUUGAUGAAUCAUUCACAACUAUUGCAUACGGUAUUGAUAAUGAAUCGACAACUAAUCUAAAUAAUCAAGACAAUCACGUGAUCACUAUGCAUAAUAGUGUUGAUGAAAUAAGAACAACUACAGGAAAUGUGUUAGAAAACGCCGUGGAGAGUGGAUGUGGAGAGAAUGUUGAAGACCAUCCAAUUGACACUCUCUACACAAAUGAUAUUGAACUAAGGGACCCUGGUUAUGUGAACAGUGAACUACAGCAUGAAUAUACUGUAGGCACUAAAGUGGAACUGACCUGUAAAGGAUUAUCCGGCAGUGACGGUCUGGCACACAAAUGGCUGGUAGCAUCGGAUGGGGAUCCUUGUAAUACUAUCAACGUACCUUUGGUGAUUUUUUCACCGAUCAUUGAACUAGAUGGCUGUACUUAUAUAGUCAAAACUAAUGCUAUCCUAACCAUUCCUAAUGAUACACGGACAAUAGUUGUGUGGUGCUUGGUAUCAGAUGCAAGAACAGCAGAAGAGGAAUGCGCCAAUAUCACAGAAAACAGCCUGACGAAAAGUGUUGUUAUCAUACCCGGCUUGAGUUUGACUGCAAAUACAUUAUCAUGGCAGAAUUUCGUAUGGGCAGAUGGCUCACCACUAACAUUCAGAGAAGUCAUAGACGAUUUGUCUUGCUUCGUUUGCCUUGAAGACUAUCCCGUUGUGGUAGCGAUGGUAUAUAGAGAAUCCUUGAGAAGCAUUACGUGGGUUCCAGCAUUAGACGACACACAUGUAGCGUGUGAAUGGCGAAUGGAACAUCUACGUACGGAUAGAUAUGGUCUCAGUCUGCCAACAGGUAACUAUGACUACACCGGAAACAAGGCGAUGUUCCAUUGUCAUUCGGGCGAGUAUAUAUCUGCUGUUUAUUUAUGUGAUGGAACAUCUGACUGUAAUGACGUUACAGAUGAAAUGACCUGUGACAGAGGAUGCCUUGGCGCUACUUUUCAAUGUGAUUACGGCGCCUGUAUUCCAGCAUCCAAAAGUUGCGACUUUAUAAAAGACUGCGCCGACGGCUCAGAUGAGUUAUUAUGUAAUCACCCUUCUUGCGAUGACGGAUAUUGGCAAUGUGCUAAUAAGGAAUGUAUACCAGUUUAUGAUAUAUGUGAUGGUGACCUGGAAUGCGUAGAUGGAAGUGACGAAUCUCACGAACUCUGUACAGAUAGAAACGUUCUACCAUCAGAAUAUACUUUCCGGUGCCUUGAACCGAACCGUAUUUUACCGUUGGCGAGGAAAUGUGACGGUGUGCAUGACUGUAAAUCGGACGAAUCAUCAUGUUCGUCAUUUACGACCUACUUCUCCUGUUCUUCAUGGGUCGAAAGGACAAACGAUGUCGCCUCGUCUGAGGUAUCGGUUGACUACGGAAUGCCACAAUACGGAAAAGUAAGCGUACACUGCCUCAUCUCCAACAUGACAGUUGACACAACCUGGACAUUCUUACCAGAACAAGAUGUAGUGAUACCAUACGAGGUAGUAUCAAUUGUGUCUAAUGCAUUUUGGUUUGAGACAAAGUGGUCCAAUAGGCAAUUUCAAGAGAUCGCUUACCAGUCUCGAUUUCAACAGAAGGCAAUGCUAGCUGCAGCAUCAUCUUGUGUGCAGUAUAUUCGGCCAUGUAGCUACUUCGUUUACAUCCCUGGAGUUGUGAUUGAGUGGACGAACGGAGAUGGUGAUUUACACAGUAUGGAAAUUGCUGAUUACGAAGGAUGUUUUGGAUUAUAUCUACACUAUCACAACAGACAGCCUAGUUACGUUCCAUGUAAAAAUGGUCUUUAUUAUGACCCAUCCCUUCAGUGCUUGAUGAAUUUUGACCCUACUGGAGAGCCGAUGGCCUGUCGUGACCUCACGCACCUCGAAAACUGUGAUCGUUUCACGUGUCCCGAAUACUAUGUUAAAUGUCCAGAUUCUUUCUGUAUCCAUAUGAAAUAUAUAUGUGACGGUACUGGGCACUGUCCAAACCGUGAGGACGAAUUAGACUGUGAUUCACCUAACUGUACAAAUCACUACCGAUGUCGAGGUGGUCGCCCAUGCAUUCCAUUUUCAUAUAUUUGUGACGGGGUAAGGCAUUGUCCCCUUGGAGACGAUGAAAGUCACUGUGAAGAAACGUGUCCAACCGGAUGUUCCUGUCAAACACUAGCCUUUACCUGCGAAAGCGAAAGUAAUGAUCUUCACUUGAGCAACAUAACAACUGAGGCGCGAUGGAUUAGCAUAAGGACUAGCUUAAGAAAUAUAACAAACCAUUUUCCAUUAUCUUUUCCAUUACUUACCACUCUAAUACUAAAGUCGUGUGAUUUACAAGGCCUGACAGUUGAUGGCACAUCCAUUUUUCAGAACAUGGCUGCUCUCAGACAUCUCGAUAUGUCGUCAAACAGAAUACAAAGUCUACCUGAUGGUAUAUUUGCUCAUGUAAAAGAACUUAGGAACCUUAUACUUAGCGGAAACCCAAUAUCAUCACUUUCAAAUGGAGCUUUAAGUGGUUUGAAAACUUUAAAAGUCCUAGUAUUAUCGCAUUCGAAUAUAAAGCAACUAGCCACUGAAGUGUUUUCAGGAGUUCAACAACUUCAACACCUAGACUUGUCAGCAAACUUGAUCAGUAGACUUCCUAAUGGCAUGUUUAGUAAAUUAAAUGCUUUACAAACAUUAAAGCUGAAUGACAAUCCACUAGUAUAUAUAGAUGUUAACGCGUUCUCAAAAUUGUACUCCUUGUCUUACUUACAACUUUCAAAGAUCAAUACAGAGAUAAUCUUAUCUGGAGUAUUCAAAAAUCUUCAUUCUUUGACAGAUUUAAAUCUUAGUUCAAGUGGCAUAUACAAUCUAGGAUUGAGAAGUUUUCAAAGUCUUAAGAAAUUGGAAAGUUUGGACAUUCAGAACAACUACUUCGAGGUCCAAGAAUUCAUGUUUGAUGGUCUUCAUACUCUUGAAUAUCUUUAUGCAGAUUCGUACAAGAUGUGCUGUAUUAAACCGAAGUCGGUCCUGGAUGAAAACUGUUUCGCUCCUCAAGGUCUCAUUUCUUCAUGUUCGGAUCUAAUAGGUUCUGACUUCUUGCGAGGAUGUCUCUGGAUUAUAGGUAUACUGGCCUUGGUUGGAAAUCUCUUUGUCAUAAUAUAUCGACUGGCAGUUGAUAAAAUAGAUUUAAAGAAGAGUCAUUCCAUAUUUAUAAUCAAUCUGAGCAUGUCUGAUUUUAUCAUGGGCAUCUACAUGCUUAUCGUCGCUUCCGUCGACACCCGUCUCAGGGGAAGGUAUGUUGUGAAUGACCAGAAUUGGAGACAAGGAGCACUCUGUGUAACCGCUGGAUGUCUAUCCGUGAUAUCAAGUGAAAUGUCUACCUUUGCUAUUCUUAUGAUCACUGUUGACAGAUUCAUCGCCAUUGUAUUCCCAUUAUCACUACGGAAGAUUACAUGGAAAACUGCAGUGUUCGUUUCUAUGCUGCUCUGGGUUGUUUCGCUGAUGCUGGCAAUUGUCCCCCAUGCUAUGUUCCAGAGUUAUUUCAAGGGACAAUUUUACUCUCGAUCGAGUGUCUGUCUCGCCUUGCCUCUUACAGGAGGAGAUGUGCCAGGCCGGGAGUAUUCUAUCGCCAUAUUCAUAGCACUGAAUGGCUUUAUAUUCCUGAUGAUUCUUAUCUUACAAUUAAUCAUCCACAGACACUGUAGAGACAGUGGAACCAUCGCCACGACACAAAACCGGAAACGAGAAAUAGCUCUAGCAAGAUCUCUUUUCCUUGUUGUUGCCAGUGACUUUCUGUGCUGGUUUCCGAUUGGUGUUAUAGGUGUGUGGACACGGUCGGGAGGAACAGUGUCGGCUGACGUGUACGCGUGGGUGAUGGUGUUUGUACUUCCGAUCAACUCUGCGAUCAACCCUUUCCUCUAUACGUACAUCUACAUCAAGCGUAAAGUGGAAAUCAACUUCGCCACCAAGGGAGCAAACCGUUUACCAGACACAUCUAAAGGGAGACAACUAAUGACUGAAGGGUUCAAUGCAAGUAAUAACCUGAAAGAGAUUUACUUCAGUCAACUCUUCAGACCACAUAAAAGCUAUGUAUGUAUGGAGCAGUACGCAAAAGGUUACAAAGUAUCGCCAACACAGGCGUAUCAGAUCUCCAGGAUGGUCAUUAUGGCCGUAUCAUUCCUGCACCGUAGAAACGUGAUACACGGAAAUGUUUCAGACAGGAAUGUUUACAUUACUAACAACACAAAGGCGGUGAAACGAGCUAGACUGAUGCUGGACCAGCGUCCGAUAGGCGGGGAUCACGACAGCCGUUCAGACAUUCUGCAGUACGGACAUUUAGUCAAGAAACUACUGAGAAUACUUAAUAGACGUUAA